AUGAACCAAAAACGUACCGUAUCAUCAAUCAUUACAAGAAGUUCAAUUGAAAAUAGUUUUUUUACUGUAAUCGAUCAUAAUAUUACUAGCAGUACAGAAAUAGAAGUAAUAGUGAAUAUUUGGGUUAACAAAUUCAAAGAAAACCCUAGAACUGGAAUUAAUAAAUGUUUUGAAGCAUUGGCAAAAACUGGUUCAUUGAUUUCMCCCGAAAAAAUCAAAAAAUCAAUAGAGAUCCAUAAAUCCUUAGAACUUUUCACUGCARUUUUUCACCAUCAUAGUAACUUAUUUUUGGAAAAAGAUGCAGAUAAAAGUUAUUUUACAUUCCUGAGAGAUAUUCUUACUAGAAUAUCACAAUCUGAUUUUGUCGGACCUAGACUUCUUGCUACAAGUUUUGGUUUGAAAAUAAUAACUGGUUUGGUACAGUCAAAUAAUAUAGAACUUAUAAAGAACGAUCUUGAAAUAUUGUACACUGAGUUUUUAAUAAAACGAUGGAAAGAUACAUUUUAUAGUGUACGAGAAAAAGUGUUACUAGAACUAGCAUUUUGGAUAAAUAUUGAUUUUAUUUAUUUUAUUAAUGAUUUUUGGAUGUAYAUUUAUUGGGCACUAGGAGAUCAAAGUACAAGUGUACAAACUAUAGCUCUUAAAAUGGCUAAUGACAUAUUAUUAAAUACUCACAGUAAUAUUCCUAAAGUGAGGGUGUUGAUAAAAAAAAUAAUUUCCGUUCUAGCUAACCUACUUUUAUCGACUAAUGAUGGAGUGGUAAUKUCAGCUUUAAAUUUAUAUUCCAUAUUGCCAAGUUUAGRCGAUGAAGAURAUGAAGAAUAUCACAUGAAUAAGGUUGAGUCAAUAGCAUUAGAAUUAGUUUUUUCUGAAAAAUCUAAAAUUGCCCGAGUUGCGGCAAAACAUUUUGUCAACCAAAUGGUUAAUUCUCAACCAAAUGCAUUUGAGCAAUUGAAAGUUCUUAUAGUCAUUUUAGAAGGUGUUCCAUUGCAGAUUAGAUUGAUUGCAGCGUCCUGUUUUGUCGAUGCURUUUAUGAUUUGUGCCCUUUACUCACAGACUUAAAAUUAAUAUCUCAAUUUUUAACUUCAGACAAUCUUGAAGAUGUAGAAAAAAACAAUUUUAUGAUUUUAUUCAUGUAUGUUGUUAAAUGGUUAAUUACUGGUAUUAAGCCUGAACAGAAAAUGGCUUUUAUGGGAGACCGAAAUGAUAUUAAUCAGUUACAUAUUAAUACAAUUAAAAAAACAGAAUAUACUACUUAUAUGGUGAUGCAUUUACUAAAUCAAUUUAAUGAAUGUAAUACACCUACACAUGCAUUUUCGCUAUGGAUUUUACUUCAGUUUAUUGAUUUUAAGUUACUUCAAGAUAAAAAGAUAAUACCCRAUAUAUUAGAUCAAGCAUCAUUAUUUUAUCAAACUUGGAAUAUUCCUACUGUCUUAGAGUUGAUUUCAAAAUGCAUUAAUACUAUGUCUUCAAAUCUAGAAGGUUCUGAUCAAAGUUUAUGUUUAAAAUAUAUUAAAGAUAUUGCACAAGCAAACAUUAAYACUUUAAAAGCUGAAAUUGAAAAUCCAACUAAAAAUACAACAAACAUAUUGAGCCAAAAAAAUGCUUUAAUUAAAAUGUGGUCUCUAGCCAAAUAUAACCUUAUACCUGAUGACUUGGAACCAUUGAAAUAUUUAUCUUAUUAUGUACCCAACCUAUACAAUAAUGWAUCAACCAAUUUAAUUGUUUCAGAAUUUGCUUUGAGUGCUUUCAUGGAAGUAUUCAGAAGAAAAAUAUUAAAAGUACCUACAGAUCAGCAAAAUAAUUUUGCUAUUGAACAGUCUGAAAUUACUAUGGAAAAUACAUAUAUUAGUUUUUUAAAUGCUAUGUUAAAUAUAUCAAGUAAAUAUGACCGUCAAAUUGUAAACAUCUGUGAAACUGCAUUUUUAAUUGUUGAUGACUUACUACGAAUUAGAUUUAACCUAGAUAAAGAUAAUUAUAUUCUUGAUGAUGACCAAAAUAUAAGAUUAAAUGAGUUUAUUUUUUCUUUAUUCAAUAACUAUGAAUACAAUGAUGAUUUAAGUACUUUAAGACUUGUAGAAGUAUUUAUACAACUUAUACAAGAUGGUCUUAUUGAAAUGAAUCAUUUAAUUACACUAUUGCAGUUUGUAAAAAAGGUACUCACRCAGCUUAACUAA
This is a messenger RNA of Diuraphis noxia (Russian wheat aphid), 2178 nucleotides long. RefSeq lists its product as uncharacterized. Gene Ontology annotation, molecular function: chromatin binding. Gene Ontology annotation, biological process: sister chromatid cohesion. Gene Ontology annotation, cellular component: cohesin complex; chromatin; nucleus. NCBI's taxonomy places the organism in Eukaryota, Metazoa, Arthropoda, Insecta, Hemiptera, Aphididae. The record is from RefSeq and is a predicted model, not a curated record.